Molecule: messenger RNA, 959 nt
Organism: Loxodonta africana (African savanna elephant)
Lineage: Eukaryota; Metazoa; Chordata; Mammalia; Proboscidea; Elephantidae
Gene: SULT1C3
Product: sulfotransferase family 1C member 3
Exons: 7
Coding region: 1-915 (304 amino acids)
Biological process (GO): sulfation
Cellular component (GO): cytoplasm
Molecular function (GO): sulfotransferase activity
Source: RefSeq, a predicted model, not a curated record
AUGUCCUCAGAGAAGAUGAAAGAUCUCCACUUGGAUGAAAAAUAUCUACAACCAGAAACCAAAGAAAUUAAUGGAAUUCCUAUGACCAAGUUGAUAAGUGAUAACUGGGACAAAAUAUGGAAUUUCCAAGCGAAACCUGAUGAUCUACUCAUCUCCACCUAUGCAAAGGCAGGCACAACCUGGACACAGGAGAUUGUGGACAUGAUCCAAAAUGAUGGGGAUGUGCAGAAGUGCCAGCGGGCCAACACCUUUGACCGGCAUCCUUUCAUUGAGUGGACUCUACCCCCACCUCUCAACUCAGGUCUGGAUCUGGCUAACAAAAUGCCUUCUCCUAGAACUCUGAAGACUCAUCUGCCUGUUCAGAUGUUACCACCUUCCUUCUGGAAAGAAAACUCAAAGAUUAUCUACGUGGCUAGAAAUGCCAAGGACUGUCUGGUGUCCUACUACCAUUUCUCGAGAAUGAAUAAAAUGGUGCCUGACCCCGGUACCUGGGAAGAAUAUAUUGAGUCAUUCAAAGCUGGAAAAGUGCUGUGGGGCUCCUGGUAUGACCAUGUAAAGGGAUGGUGGGAUGCAAAAGACAAGCAUCGCAUUCUCUACCUCUUCUAUGAGGACAUGAAGGAGGACCCAAAGAGGGAAAUUCAGAAGAUACUGAAGUUUCUGGAGAAAGAAAUAUCAGAAGAAAUUCUGAAUAAAAUUAUCUACCAUACCUCCUUUGAUAUAAUGAAGCAAAACCCAAUGGCCAACUAUACCACUUUGCCUACCAGCAUCAUGGACCACUCCAUCUCCCCUUUUAUGAGGAAAGGGAUGCCUGGAGACUGGAAGAACUAUUUUACUGUUGCCCAGAAUGAAGAAUUUGACAAGGACUACCAGAAGAAGAUGGCAGGAAGCACCUUGACCUUCCGCACAGAGAUCUGAGAGCAAUUAAGUAGUCCAUCCUGAACUUUCUUAGAUUUUAGCCA